This is a messenger RNA of Bombina bombina (fire-bellied toad), 1905 nucleotides long. Its product is annotated as zona pellucida sperm-binding protein 2-like. Gene Ontology annotation, molecular function: acrosin binding; structural constituent of egg coat. Gene Ontology annotation, biological process: binding of sperm to zona pellucida; prevention of polyspermy. Lineage: Eukaryota; Metazoa; Chordata; Amphibia; Anura; Bombinatoridae. Gene Ontology annotation, cellular component: egg coat. The record is from RefSeq and is a predicted model, not a curated record.
AUGCUCCAGAAACCUAUCUUUCAAGGCCCUUGUAGUUUGACCUACAUAGUUCUUAUGGUACCCCCUGCAGGUCAAGAGAUUCUAGUGGUGGUCAGAUACUGGAUUGCGAUACCUGACAGAUGUAUUAAGCAAGAGAUGGUGAAACGCAUAUUACACUUAGCCUACCUCAAUAUGUCUUCAGAGCAGAAUGCUUCCUACACGGCUGUCUGCAACGAUGUCCAGUCAGACCAGAUAUUAGAAGGAUCUCUGGUAACUUGUACAAAGGACUUCAUAAGAAUAUUUAGCAAACUUACUGGCCUCAGCAAUGGGAUGCUGUCUGUUGUUGUUGAGUCCUCUUAUUGGAUACUUAUUGUAACAGAUGACACAAGGACAUUGAAACUAAAUGCAUCCCAAACUGCAGAAGCAGGUCAUACACUGACCAGCGAUUCAUCUAAUCUGAUACUCACGGCUUCUCUCCAUGCAACUGGUAUAAAUGUAUUAAAGAUGGAAAACCAAGUUUUAUAUUUUGGAGACAUUCACCUGUCCUCUCCCUAUCGUUCACCAAAUAUCAUAAUCGAUGCGACAAUGUUUUGCACAGGGCCUCCACAAUGAAAUGCAACACACAUGACUAUUCUGAUUCUAUACUUCGGCAGUACCCUAAUAGGUAUAUCUCUGAAUAAUAUAGACCUUCCCAUGACGACGUAUGUUCUCAGAACAAAUGGAAUUACAGUGGACACACAAGGUGUAAUCCGUCUCUUUAUUAACAAGAAUACUCUACAGGUUGACCGUACAGCUGCAAAUGUCCGGUACUACAUAACUUCUUUAUUGAUAACCUUCAGUGUAGAAGGCUUAGUAGUGCCCAUGCUGAGUACCCCAGAAUGUUAUGAAAGGGGUGAUCCUGUUCUUAACGCAGUGUGUACAUCCGGUGCAUACAUGAACUUAGAAGUGAUCGCUGCAGCCACCCUCCCUCAUCUGGAUUUCAAUACCGUGAAGUUGGGAGACGGUAGAUGUCAACCAACUGUGAGUUCUAAUGACAAACUAACCUUCCAUGUAACUUUAAACGAAUGUGGAACUACAUUAAAGUUUGUAGGCAACAAAGCCAUUUAUGAGAAUGAAAUGCAUGCACUAUCUGUAAUAUCAAGAGACAGUGAGUACAGGCUGACCAUCCAAUGUUUGUACACCCAUAUAUCUGAUGAACAAGUGAUUGUAAAUGUAGCAACACACCCUCUAUUUGAACCCUCCAAAAGUGAUGGUCCCUUUUCUAUGGUCUUCAACAUCUGCCCAGAUGAUUCCUACACAACAGCCUACGGUGCUUUCCAGUAUCCCAUUGUGAAGACCUUGUGGGAACCUAUAUACUUGGAAGUCCACCUUCUGAAUCGCAAUGACCCAAAUAUUGAACUGGUACUGGAUGACUGUUGGGCAACAAUGUCACAAGAUCCAAAUGCUAUGCCACAAUGGAAUGUUGUUGUAGAUGAGUGUAAAGCACUUGAGGAUUACUAUCAGACUGUGUUUCAUCCAGUUGGAUCAAAUGUAGUGCUACCAAGAUACCGUAAGAGGUUUAAAGUAAAGACUUUUGCAUUUAUGUCAAGUGGUGAAGCUACAACAGACUUGAUCUACUUCCAUUGUGUUGCUGUAGUAUGUAAUAGCCUCAAUCCUGACUACAUUGUGUGUUUUAAAAUGUGUCCUAAGUCCUACAGAAAAAGAGGUAAAUGGAGCCUAAAGAGAGAAUCUACUCUAGUGAGCAUUCCUGGACCAGUCCUGUUUGUGAAUUUGCACAGAUCUAUGCUAUCUAAAGAUCAUGUGGAUGUUAAUCGCCUGCCUAUGGUACUGUUACCGGUUCUUGGAGUAACUGCUGUGCUGCUUCUUGUCGUCUUUGUCACACUAUUUGUUUUUAAAAUGAGUAAAAAUGAUACACUAAGCACAUAA